This is a messenger RNA of Durusdinium trenchii, 1083 nucleotides long. Lineage: Eukaryota; Dinophyceae; Suessiales; Symbiodiniaceae. The record is from the annotation of a GenBank genome assembly.
AUGGCAUUCAGGGACUCAAGGACUCAAGGACGGCUUGAUCCGGAAAGGUCUGGCUUCUCACUGACCUCCGCUGAGAGCAUCCAUGAGAUCCGCGUGGCCUUGACGGUGAAGCAGCACAAGGACUUCUUAGCCACUCGGGCAGACUGGGCAGAAGAAGUGUCCUGGCGGAUGGGAAUGCUCUUCCUGCUGCGAGAUAUCUUCUUUAUCCCGCUGCAAUUAUUUGAUGUCCCUGCGGCCUACCUCAUGCAAUGGCUCGACACCACCUCGUUGAUAUUUUGGACCUUGGACAUUUUCUUGUCCUUUUUCACUGGGUACUACCAGAAAGGCAGACUUGAAUUGAAGCACCGCAAAAUUGCCUGCAAUUAUGUCAAGACCUGGUUCUUCCUGGACGUCCUGGUGGUAGGCAUCGACUGGUGGUUCUCCGUUCAGCCCACCAACGGAGCUGAAGGGGUGGCACGCGUGACGAAGUCCAUCCGCUCGGCACGCUUCCUGCGGAUGUUUCGCUUAAUCCGCUUGAGCAAGAUGAGCAAGGUGUCCAUCUUGAUGCGAGAGCAAAUCAGCUCUGAAGCUGGAAUUAUCUAUUUUGGUAUCCUUUUGGUCAUCCUGCGUAUGUUUGUCUUGCAGCACGUCAUCGCCUGUGGCUGGUUUGGCAUUGGUGAAUUGGCGACCGAAGAGGAAAACAGAAGUUGGAUUCUGACCCACGGCUUUCGCGAAAGAACUUUUCAGUAUCAAUACAGCACAUGUCUUCACUGGGCUUUUGCUCAACUGGGCAUGGGUUCGGUGGAGAUCGAAGCUGAGACAACGCAGGAGAGGAUCUUCUGCGUCUUGGAGGCAGUGUCCAGGAUCGCGAAUCGCUUCGCCCUUGGGAGACCGCAGGAGCAGCAGCUCUUUCGAGACUUGCGACGCUUCCUGCAUCAGAAUGACAUCCCCAUUGACCUCAGUCAGCGAGUGACCCGCUUCCUGCAGCAUGCGUAUCGUUUGCAAACCUCCAGAAGCGUCGACAGUGAGGUCGCCAUCUUCCAGUUACUCUCCAAGUCCUUGAAUGCUGAACUUCAGCCUCUUGGACAUAUGCGAUCGAGAUGA